UUAACAUAUACAUCUCCCUUUCAGUUAACAGUGAUGACCCUCCUCUGCCUGGCUGUCUGCUGCCUCGCAGCUCCUGCCCCUGAACCAGCUCCAGAACCCGCUCCUGCUCCAGCUCCCUCCCCCAGCAUUGGCCUGGGCUUGGGCCUAGGACAUGGCUAUGGAUACGGUGGAAUUGGCCUUGGCUUGGGACUGGGACUGGGUGGCCACUAUGGAGGUUACCACGGAUUGGGCCUGGGUCUGGGCUACCACGCUCCCAUCAUUUCCAAGACCAUCAUUGGCAAGAGCUAUCUGGGCGGCUAUGGCUAUGGACUGGGUCACGGCUACCUCGGCGGCUAUGGACACGGUCUCUACGGACAUGGUCUGGGCUACGGUCUGGGCUAUGGCUAUGGACACGGCUGGUAG
Molecule: messenger RNA, 402 nt
Organism: Drosophila bipectinata
Lineage: Eukaryota; Metazoa; Arthropoda; Insecta; Diptera; Drosophilidae
Product: glycine-rich protein
Source: RefSeq, a predicted model, not a curated record